AUGGUAAAACUAGAUAUCGGAGCUCUUGAUGUCAAUAUUUUCUUCCCUUACGUCUCAAGGAAAGAAUCUAUGUAUGACAAGAGUAAAGAUAGCAAGAGAAAUAUGCGAAGAAGUUAUAAAGGAAAUCUUAAUAAGAGAAAUACUUCUUAUGAUUUUCAUUGGAGACAUAAGCACAACACUUCCAGAAGACUCCUCAGCACGAGCUUGCCAUUAAACUCCUCCAAAAGGUCCCAAAGUCGAUCAAAAAGCAAAAAUGCCUACCAAGAUCUUCCCAAUCCUAAAAACCCAAGGCCAGCAUCUCCCAAACCCUCUGACUCUCAAAACUUCACUUAUUCCACUUAUAACACUACUAAUCUCUCGAAAAUGAGUUCUAAUAGAAAGCAUACUAAAACUGCAUUAAAACAAAGAAAAAGAGACUUUAAAGGAGUUGCAAUGUGGAAAUCUGUGUGAAUGAUUAAAGAAAGUGACCAAAAUGUGAAAGUAUUAGAAAAUAGAAUUGAGAAACUGAAGAAGGAUAUCAUGAGGACUGAGAGUAACAUUAAAAAUCAAGAAGUCCUUAAUAUGAGCAAAAAAAAAGUCAGAGAUCAAUUUAUUCAGAACAAGGAAGUAAUCAUGUACGAAAAAUAACAAGCAAGUUCAACAAAUCCUAAAAGAUCGCGAAAAGAACAAAUUAAUGUACGCCCAAAGAAGGAAAAAUUACAGUGAAAUCCGUGAGAAAGCGAAGAAUAAAAACAAGGCAAUCAUUGAAAAGAUAAACCUCUCCAAAAAGAUGCAUAUUAUGGAAGGAGAAAUGCUUAAAAUGAGAGACUUCCAGAGACGUAAAAAGCUUCAUGACAACAUCCUAAAAUUCCAGAAGGAUUUAAUACAAAGAAAGAUAGAUACCCACAAGAAGAGAGAAGAAACAGCCCUUGAAAAAUUCGAGCGAAAGAUUAAGCAAAACAACGACAAACUCUUAAGGAACAAAGAGUACAUCAAAAUGAUGAAGCUCGAAGAGGUGGAGUACAUGAACAAACUCAAGCAGACAGUUGAAAGGCAGAAAGCAAUAUCCCAGGCAUAG
Molecule: messenger RNA, 1057 nt
Organism: Moneuplotes crassus
Lineage: Eukaryota; Ciliophora; Spirotrichea; Euplotida; Euplotidae
Source: the annotation of a GenBank genome assembly